CGCAGCGCGAUGGCGGUUGACGCUCCGAUGGCGAACGCGAUGCGGCUCCGGAACCAGCUGCAGACCGUCUACAAGCUGGACCCGCUGCGCAACGAGGAAGAAGUAAAAGUGAAGAUUAAAGACCUGAACGAACACAUCGUCUGUUAUCUGUGUGCUGGCUACUUCAUAGAUGCGACCACUAUCACGGAGUGUUUACAUACAUUUUGCAAGAGCUGCAUUGUGAAGUACCUCCAGACUAGCAAAUACUGCCCAAUGUGCAACAUCAAAAUCCAUGAGACACAACCUCUCCUCAACCUGAAGCUCGAUCGAGUGAUGCAAGACAUUGUCUACAAGCUCGUGCCAGGUUUACAGGAGAGUGAAGAGAAGCGAAUUCGAGAAUUCUAUCAGUCUCGAGGGCUGGACAGGGUCAUCCAACCAGUUAAUGAAGCUAUGACACCAGACCUGGCCAGUUCUCCGUAUACGACCUUCGAUCACUCCAAAGCCCACUACUACCGAUACGAUGAGCAGGUUUCGCUCUGUUUGGAGAGGCACGGCUCCUCUUUGGGAAAAGAGAAAGGGAAACUAGUGUUGCAGCAAAAGUACGUACGAUGUUCAGUCCGAGCUGAGAUCAGACACUUGAGGAGGGUUCUGUGCCACAGAAUUAAUGUGCUGGAUCAGCAGCAGGUACAGAUACUGUUCGACAAUGAGCCUCUGCCAGAGCACAUGACCAUGAAACAGCUCUGGCUCUCGAGAUGGUACGGCAAGCAUUUUUCAAGAUAGUAAUUGCUUUGUGAUACUCGUGGUGGCUAUCCCUCGAGGUCGAGGAUGAUGUUCUUCGUUCCGUUGAUCAGAAGUAGCCCACAGAGCGAAGACGCCUGUGCGUGUAUUGGUUAAACGUGUACUUGACGUUGCACUACAAAAAGCACACGAUGCUUCACAAAUCAACCAACUGAUUCCAAUGGCAUGGAAACCACAACGAUUGGAGCUGAUGGAUUUGUUGCAGCCUUCAUCCGCCUUCACAGCCGUUGAGUUCGAAGUAACUUCAUCCGCCUGUUCCACCGUUGAGGUCUUGGUUGGAUUUUUCUUUGUGGUACUCACUGAUGGGGGAUACAGCAUAUAUUCUAGCAGUUUAAUUUUGAGCAGUGUUAGUUACAAUGAAAUGAAAGAAUUAUAGCAAGUUUAUGCAGCAUGAUACGAUAUAGGCAGCUGUAGAAAAUGGAUGUUUCUGACUUGGAGAAAUCAGCUUACAGACAAUUCUCAGGACCGUAACCUGGGGGCUGCCUGCAUUAAGAUUGUGAGAAGCAUAGAUACGGCAGACAGUCAAAAUCAUUCUCCCAUGGUAGGACUAUCAAUCUGGAUCAGAUUUAUUAUCACAGACAUAUAAUAUGAAACUUAUUGUGGCAGCAGUACAGUGCAAGACAUAAAAAUCUAUAAAUUACAGAAAUAAUUAGUGCAAAACAAAAGGAAUAAUGAGGUAGUGUUCAUGGGUCCAUGGACCGUCAGAAAUCUGAUGGCGGAGGGGAAGAAGCUGCUCCUGAAUCAUUAAGUGUGGGUCUUCAGGCUCCUGUACCUCCUCCCUGGUGGUAGUAACGUGAAGAGGGCAUGUCCCGGGUGGUGAGGGUCCUUAAUGGUGGAUGCCACCUUCCUGAGGCACCACCUCUCGAAGAUGUCCUCUGGUGGGGAGGGUUGUGCCCCUGAUGGAGCUGGCUGAGUCUACAACCCUCUGCAGCUCCUUUCAAUCCUGCACGUUGGAGCCUCCAUACCAGGUGGUGAUGUAACCAGUCAGAAUGCUCUCCACCGUAUAUUGGUACGUGCAAGAGUCUUUGCUGACAUACCAAAUCUCCUCCAACUCCUAAUGAAGUAGAGCCGCUGGCAUGCCUCCUUCAUGAUUGAUCAUGAGUGGACAACCCAUUAUUCUGAUGCUGUGACCUCUGGUUUUGGACACCAGAGCCAGGAAAAACGUUUGAACAUAAAAAAUUCUGGAGAUGCUCUGUACGUCAGGCAGCAGUGGACAACACUGCCGCCUGGUGGCCAAGAACUCUUCGACCUGAGAUUCGCAAAUCCCCCUGCAUCAGAGAGAGCUUUAUGACCCACGACCCUCCGAAACAUUUUUGUUUUGGAUUGGUGAGCCCCUUAUUUUUAAACAGUGACUCCUGGUGAUAGAUUCUGUCACCAGAGGAAACAUUCUCUCCAUAUCUGCUCUGCCAACACCCCUCAGUGUCUUAUGUGUUUCAAACUGUCUAACCUAUUCUCGUAACAUAACCCACCCCUUCCAAUCACUGGGAUAGUAAACCUUCUCUGAAUUGUUUCCAAACAUUUAAAUCCUUCCUUAAUUACAGGUGUACUCUACUCCAGAUGUUGUUGGACCAAUCCACUCCACAGAUGAAACACAACUUCCAUACUUCUGGAAACAAUAAACAGUAAUAAUUCAUGUCUCCAAAUUGCUUGCAAUGCCUACACACCAGCCUUCUGUGAAUCAGGCACACAGGCACCCAAAUCCCUCUGCAUCUUCAAACCAAUUCCAUAAUAUGCUUCUUUUAUAGCUGUUAGAUGAAAUCAAAUUCAAAGUCGAGUUUAUUGUCAUAUGCACAAGUACAUGUAUGCACAGGUGCAAUGAAAACCUUACUUGUAGCAUCGUCACAGGCACAAAGCAUCAGAUAAACAGCAUUCAGCAGAAAAACAUAAAUUACAUGCAAUUUUUACAAGAAAGAACACAAUUAGAACAAAAAAACGUCCAUUUUAAUGCAGUGAUCAAAGUGGUCAUGGUGUUGCUGUACUGAGGUAGUGAUUAGGGUUGUGCCAUUAGUUCAAGAACCGAAUGGUUGACGGGAAGUAGCUGUUCUUGAACCUGGUGGUGUGGGACUUCAGGCUUCUGUACCUCCUGCCCGAUGGCAGCUGUUUUAAGUCCUUCAGAUCCUCAGACCAUUGAUCCAACAAUGUGGUCAGUUCUACUGGCCUGGUGAGUGUAAUUUUCCUGGGUUCCUCCCUCCCAAUUCCCACCUCACACCCAUUUCUGGGAUGUUACUGAUUUCCUCCAUAGUGAAGACCGAUGUAAAACACCUGUUUAAUUCAUCUGCCAUCUUCUUGUUUGCAUUAGUAAUUCCCCAGACUCUUUAUCUACAUGACCAAUAUGCACUUUUUUUAAAAUACCCCCAGAAACUCUCACAUUUAUAUUUCUGGCAAGCUUUACCUUGUACUUUAAUUUUCGUUAUUAAUCAUUUAGUUGUUCAUUUCAAUGUUUAAUAUUCUGUCCAAGCCUCAGUCUGC
Molecule: messenger RNA, 3246 nt
Organism: Pristis pectinata (smalltooth sawfish)
Lineage: Eukaryota; Metazoa; Chordata; Chondrichthyes; Rhinopristiformes; Pristidae
Gene: pcgf1
Product: polycomb group ring finger 1
Exons: 9
Coding region: 10-759 (249 amino acids)
Biological process (GO): negative regulation of transcription by RNA polymerase II
Cellular component (GO): PRC1 complex
Molecular function (GO): promoter-specific chromatin binding
Source: RefSeq, a predicted model, not a curated record